GCCUCCCAAGUAGCUGAGACUACAGGCACAUGCCACUACACCCAACUAACUUUUGUAUUUUUGGUAGAGACGGGGUUUCACCAUGUUGGCCAGGCUGGUCUCAAACUGCUGACAUCAAGCGAUCCGCUCCCCUCAGCCUCCCAAAGUGCUGGGAUUACCGGUAUGAACCACCACAACCCGCCAGGAAUUUUUAGUUUUUAGCUUUUGCAGGAGACUUCAAGGAAGGGAGAUGUUCCUCUGUCCAGGAAACGGGGAAGGGGACCAUUUCUGCAUUGCUGGUUUCCCCUCUUGGCAGGGUGGGCAUGAGGCAUCACUGUUCCUGCUCCCUCACUCCUGCUCCUCAUGCUCAGCCUGCCUAGCUCGGCCUCAACUUUGUGUAUCUAAAGUGGAACUGAAUAGUAGGCUGUGAGAAGGUAGGAAAGAGGUGGUGCCAAUCUCUUUGCCCAGAUCGUAAAUCCAGACUCAGCAGGGUAACCACAUGGGCAAGCACAAGGCAGGUGCUUGGGGAAAGGGGAAGUAAUUGGCAUUCUGUGUGAUACCAAGGAGACCAUUUGGAUUUUGGCUUCUACCAAAGAGAAUGGAGAAUUGGUUGACCUAAAUGGAACCAAUCCCUUUAAGUAAGGGGAGGAAAGGGGGUGCUGGAAGAUGGCCCUCUUCCCACAACCUAGAUCAUAGCUUGAACUGAAGCCAAGGACAGAGUGCUGCCCCCUUCGGCAUUUACCGACGUGCCCUCUUUAAAUCAUGAUGUUAUCUAACCCAAACCCAGACCCAGGACCUAGUCACAGCUCCAACCUACACUUCCUAUUAAUCUUAAAAAAAACAAAAAACAAAAAACAAAAAACAAAACAAAAAAAACACAAAGAUAUCAGCAUUGUAGCCUCUCAAUCUGAGCCCAUUUCCCUUCUCUGGCUACCAUACCUCCUUCUCCUAUAUGAUACCAUUCACUACUUUGUUCAAUUCUCCAGUCUAGACCUGCAUCUUGAGGCCACACCCAGCCUUCUCACUCCCCACACCCCUCUUUUCUCUCUCACUGCUCCUUCCUGGUCUCUUCUCUUCUGGCCCCACCUCUGAGGAGUCCUCCUGCCUUCUGGGUUGCCCUGGAACACAGACUAUCCCCCCUCCUAGUGAAGGGAGUGGGUAGGGGUUUCAGCCCCACCCUCAGGAAGAUGCGUCUUCCCUGUCCUCUGCUCUGUGGUUCUUCCUCUCUGGCUGAUUUAGCAAACAGCACCUAGACCUGGGGCCAGGCCCUUGGCAGUGGGACAGAUCCAGGGAUAGGCUACGCCACCCUGCCCUGACCCUGGGAUUGGCAUCAGCUUCCAACCAGUUCCUGCCACAGCUUGUAAGUCCUCCCGACGGCCAUGAAAAAUAUAUCUUCUGCAGCAGCCCCCUCACUAGGUGUAGAGUUCAUCUCUCUGCUGGCUAUCAUCCUGCUGUCAGUGGCGCUGGCUGUGGGGCUUCCCGGCAACAGCUUUGUGGUGUGGAGUAUCCUGAAAAGGAUGCAGAAGCGCUCCGUCACUGCCCUGAUGGUGCUGAACCUGGCCCUGGCCGACCUGGCCGUAUUGCUCACUGCUCCCUUUUUCCUUCACUUCCUGGCCCAAGGCACCUGGAGUUUUGGACUGGCUGGUUGUCGCCUGUGUCACUAUGUCUGCGGAGUCAGCAUGUACGCCAGCGUCCUGCUUAUCACGGCCAUGAGUCUAGACCGCUCACUGGCCGUGGCCCGCCCCUUUGUGUCCCAGAAGCUGCGCACCAAGGCGAUGGCCCGGCGGGUGCUGGCAGGCAUCUGGGUGUUGUCCUUUCUGCUGGCCACACCUGUCCUCGUGUACCGCACAGCAGUGGCCUCGAAAACGAACAUGAGCCUGUGCUUCCCGAAGUACCCCAGCGAAAGGCACCGGGCCUUCCAUCUAAUCUUCGAGGCCGUCACGGGCUUCCUGCUGCCCUUCCUGGCUGUGGUGGCCAGCUACUCGGACAUAGGGCGUCGGCUACAGGCCCGGCGCUUCCGCCGCAGCCGCCGCACCGGCCGCCUGGUGGUGCUCAUCAUCCUGACCUUCGCCGCCUUCUGGCUGCCCUACCACGUGGUGAACCUGGCUGAGGCAGGCCAAGCGCUGGCCGGCCAGGCCGCCGGGUUCGGGCUCGUGGGGAAGCGGCUGAACCUGGCCCGCAACGUGCUCAUCGCGCUCGCUUUCCUGAGCAGCAGCGUGAACCCCGUGCUGUACGCGUGCGCUGGCGGCGGCCUGCUGCGCUCGGCGGGUGUGGGCUUCGUCGCCAAGCUGCUGGAGGGCACGGGCUCCGAGGCGUCCAGCACGCGCCGCGGGGGCAGCCUGGGCCAGACCGCUAGGAGCGGCCCGGCAGCUCUGGAGGCCGGCCCUUCCGAGAGCCUCACUGCCUCCAACCCUCUCGAGUUAAAAGAACUGAACUAGGCCUGGCGGAAGGAGGCGCACUUUCCUCCUGGCAGAAUGCUAGCCCUGAGCCAGUUCCGUACCUGGAGGAGGAGCAGGGGCGUGGAGGGCGUGGGAGCGUGGGAGGCGGGAGUGGAGUGGAAGAAGAGGGAGAGGUGGAGCAAAGUGAGGGCCGAGUGAGAGCGUGCUCCAGCCUGGCUCCCACAGGCAGCUUUAACCAUUAAAACUGAAGUCUGAAAUUUGGUCAGCCUUGUGAGUGGGGUACGUGUGCUGUGGGUAUCGGGGUGCUCGUGGGCGCCCUGGUGGGGCUCCUCUCAGUAGUUGAGAGUCACGUCCUUUAGUUCCCCAUGAUUUACAAUUUUGGAAGGGACACAAAGAGACAUAGACUGCCCCCAUCCCAGGUGAUUCCGAGUACGUAGUCUGCAGAUAAUACUUAGCAAAACGCAGUCUACAGACUCCUAAAGCAGCUUGUCUAGGAAGACCACGCACGUGGGCUUAUCACUACAGGUUCUGUGACUCGGGACCUUCUGAGAAAACAGCACUGCUGUGAAACAUCUUCCCUGAAGCCUGUGAUAAGUCUCCUUGUUAGCAUGACUCCAACUUCCUGCCAAUAAUCUUUGUCCUCUCUGUAGGAGAUGUUCUAGGGGAUGCCUUCCUUCCCUCCAUUUCACAAAGAGGCCAGACCUGAGGACUAAGUCAUUAGAUCUUAUCCCUUAGAAUUCUGUGUAUCAGCAUCUGCUAACCUCCACAACACACCCUGGCACAGGGUGGGGCUGAGGGCCCCAGGAAACAAAGAUUCCCAAAAGUGAGAGGGAUGAGUCAUUAUUUCCUAGAGAUGACUGUUGUUUUAGAGAACCUUGGUCCAACUCUGUUCUGACAAGGUUUUAGGAAGAUGGCAACAACAGUGGCAGCAGUGUACUUUUUGGAUCUUUCUCAUAAAAAAACAAAAGAGCAAGUAAGAGAGGGAAACCAAAUAUCCACAUGCAACAUCCGCAACAAAAAUAGUAUGUCAAGGUUUGACAUACUCCCAUGGACCCCAAAGUAUGAGCCAGUGAGAAUGAGUCAUCAAUACUUCAAGACCCAUAUACCAGCAUAUGUGCAGAAGGAUGCAGAAGGAAGCAAAGGGAUGUUGGAUGGACCUAAGAAGAGGAUAUCCCCAAGCUGUCUACAGAUCCUUACUGGAAAGUAUGGUGUACCAAUUUGAGAACAGCAGCUGAAACUGGGAGGGACCUAACAGUAUUUCCCAGGCCUCUUGCCCAUUCUGUAUGGUGAGCACAUAAUAGGUACUUAUUUAGUGUUUGUUGAAUGAAUAAAGUUCAAAUGACAUUUCCCUGGA
Pongo pygmaeus (Bornean orangutan) is the source of this 3732-nucleotide messenger RNA. RefSeq names its product leukotriene B4 receptor (gene LTB4R). The transcript has 2 exons. The record is from RefSeq and is a predicted model, not a curated record. Gene Ontology annotation, biological process: inflammatory response; phospholipase C-activating G protein-coupled receptor signaling pathway; positive regulation of cytosolic calcium ion concentration. The coding region runs from base 1359 to 2417 and encodes 352 amino acids. Gene Ontology annotation, cellular component: plasma membrane. Gene Ontology annotation, molecular function: complement receptor activity; leukotriene receptor activity. NCBI's taxonomy places the organism in Eukaryota, Metazoa, Chordata, Mammalia, Primates, Hominidae.